UCGGCGGGGUCACGCCUGCCCGGAGCUCGGCGCUGGGCUUUCCCAGCCGCCCGCCCGCCGCGCCGCAGCCCCAUGUCCUCGCUCCCCGCCGCUGCCGACAUCAAGAGGGCUCUGGACAACAGCCCCGAGACCAACAUCGAGGAUGAGUUGCCCGACGAGCCGCCGCAGCCGCGGCCCAAGAACUACCUACUCCUCAGCAUCCUCGCCUGCUUCUGUCCCGCCUAUCCUGUCAACAUCGUCGCGUUCGUCUUUGCUGUCAUGGCUUUAAACAGUUACAACCAAGGAGAUAUAGAAGGGUCAAAAAGACUGGGCCGCAAUGCACUCUGGGUUGCUGUUGCAUCGAUUAUCAUUGGCCUUGUUAUCAUUGGAAUCUACUGUGUAGUUCAUUUCACAACGCAUGCUAUCUGAAGACCAAGACUGCACUUGGAGGAUGUAUCAUCAUGUAAACCUUGGGAGAUGAAAAAGAAGAGAAUGAAAUCCUUCAUUCCAGACUGUUUGAUUUGAGCCUGCAAGUCUGCAGAGGCAUGUUGCCAGUGGGUGAACUGAUAAUCCAGUUAGUUAAUCAGCAUGGCGUGACCAGGUUAUCAAAAUUAUUAAUUUAUAAGGAAUCUCUCUAUGAAGCAUAAAUUUCUUUUACCUUAAUGCAUAGUGGAAUCUUGCCCUAACAGCUUCCUUUUCUUUCUCAUUUACAUGGAAUAUGUGCUGGAUCCAUGAUGUUCCCUGGCUGACCCUAUGCAGACAAAGCCAACAUAUUUAGACUGUUUAUGGUGCACAAUGUAAGAUCUGCUGCACAGCCCACUGAAGCUAGUAGAAGAACUCCUCUUGCCUCCAGUGGGUUUUGGAUCAGGCCAUUAAGGAAUUUUUUUAUUCCUUUAAAAUAGUCUUGACAAUACACAAUCAUAACCAUGGGUUUGUGAUUUUUAUCCUGCUAUGAGAUUUUAUAAUGCCAUGGGUAUACUCUGACUCUGCAGCUGCUUUAUUCUGUCAUCCUCAGAUUUUUAGGUCUUUACCUUUGGAUUUUUAACCACCUGGGACCGAUUCCAAUCACUUGAUUAUUUAGAGACUCUCUUUCCAUAGCAUCUGUGUUUUUCUUAAUGAUUUAUUUUUGUUUUGUUGACCUUCAUUGUUGAACUCUCUUGGCUUAGCUCCUGCUUUAAAGUUGCACCAAUCAUAUUUUCCUCUUUAAACUUCUCAUGUAAAAAAUUCCAAUUUUUUUUAUCAGACAAAAGAUCAUCUUUUUAAAGAGUUGUUGUUCUUCAUCCCUUUGUUAUUGUUCCUCUGGCAUGUCACAGAGUUUUUGUGCUCUUUGUUCAUGUCUCUUGUGUUUAGUUCAUCCUCUCAUUUAUAUAUCAGUGCAGUUGGAGAUGGACAGACUUUUGUACCCCUACAGAGUUACAUACACUCUUGCUGAUCCUCAUAUUACUCAGUGAAGAGCCUGAGGUUACAGACUUGAUUGCCUCUAAAAUAUUGCAGUUUUUAGAUACUUUAUGCAAAUUUAGCAUGGCAUAGCUGUGUUUUAUUAGCUGAAAACUGUUUCAAAGAAUGUUUUGUCACACAAGUGUUCCAUGUUAAAAGGAUUAAGCUCUGGUGAGCAUAAAUACAAAUAGCUACAUCUUCAGUGGUUGUUGAUCCAUUCGCUUUAAUUACUGCUAUGUCUUCAAGCAAGCUAUGCCCAUUUACACUUCCUCUCCUUGUACCUAACAUACAUCUGGACCCACUAUCCAGAAAUGCAUGGGAGUAUUGAAGGUGCAAGUGAGAAAAGAAUCAUGCCUGGCAAGAGUACAACUACAUGUUAAACACCAGUCAUCUCCCAGAAACCUUUGCCUGUUAAAGCAUAUGCCUAGAAGUAGCAUGCAUUUUCUGUGCCUUGAUAUUUUACUUUUAAUGUGCUUUAUCGCUUUUCUUUCUGCUAAGUUCUGUUUUUCAUUGAAGUCAGUGAUGCAUUGCCUAUCCUUAAUUCUUACUCCAGUAUAAAACUUCACAAACACUGGUGAAAUCAACUGAUUCCUUCAGCAUUUACACUGAUCAAAUUCAUCCAUGUGGGAGUCUUGCCACUGAUUUUGAUGAUCCCAAGAAUUUGCUGGCCUGUGAGCUCCUCUUUCAUUUUUGGAUAUUAUUUCAAUGGUCUGAUACGUCUUGUGGGACUUUUAGUAGCUUGCCUUAUUAUCCAAUAUGAUAGAACUGUCAUUGAGACAAUAAAAUUACUUUUAAUUCAUG
Calypte anna (Anna's hummingbird) is the source of this 2217-nucleotide messenger RNA. RefSeq names its product transmembrane protein 233 (gene TMEM233). Bases 73 to 408 code for a protein of 111 amino acids. NCBI's taxonomy places the organism in Eukaryota, Metazoa, Chordata, Aves, Apodiformes, Trochilidae. Gene Ontology annotation, cellular component: membrane. The record is from RefSeq and is a predicted model, not a curated record. The transcript is spliced from 3 exons.